GAGAUUACACAAUUAACUCACCUCACCUGGUUUCUUGGGUCUGAGUCGCUUGCUUAUUUUAAGGUGGAGACGAAAGCCAGCACACCUUGCGGCUCUCCAGGACCAGCUAUAGACUGUCAAUUGCUGCGUUUCCCAAAGCCUUCUAUCUAUUUUGGCCAGUAGUUCGGGAUGUCGGUGUGUCCUGAUUCGGUGACCUCCGUGCAUCACCUGGGAGACGGAGAUGACAUGCACCAACAAGUUCUCGCCUCCUUUCCUCUUUGUCAGCUGACUGAAGAGGAUCUGGCCCAGAACCCCAUGUUCUGCAGGCUCCUGUCCUCACUCUCUCAGCAUGUGGACCACACCGGCCUCAGCUUGGCCCUUCGGAGAGAACAGGAGAAGGCUGAACAGGAGCUGCGGGUGCAGAGGCUGGGCUGGCUGCGGUCGGAGAGCCUGUUCCAGUUGCUCCGGGAGAUGGUUCAGCAGCACUGCGUCAGAAAGCACCACUCCAGCACCUCAGUGGACGACGACAAGUUCUACGAGACUCUGGAGCGGUGCUUGCUGGUGGCGCAGUGUGCCAGACAGCUGGAUCCCGGCUCCACUGUCGGCCAGGAUCAGCCUCAGCUCCUGGGCCUCUCUGCCAAGCAUGUACUGGGCCAAAUGCCUCCUGAACAGGACGUGCGCUGCAUGAAACCGUGGCUGCUGGUGGAGCUGGAGAAGAGGCUGAAGGAGAAGUGCUUGGCCAUCCUGUCAUACCACCAGCCAGACUGUGAGAACGAGAGUGAGGGACUGAAGAGCCUGAAGCUAUCUCGUCUGCCAGAGACGCUGGAGAAUGAGCGCAAGAGGGCGGAGAGCCUCAGGGAGAAGCACCAGGAGAGCGCCGCCCUGCUGCAGCGGCAGACUCACUGCUACCUCUCUGAGCUCCUGAGCUGUGUCCAUCUCCUGCAGUCUAUUGUUCUGGACCACCGUCUGAAAGCCCAGAAGGAGCUGGACGAGAAGAAAGUGGAGUACCUGGACACCAAGUGUCAGAUCAUCAUCCGCAAGAUCAGGGUAGAAAUGCUGGAGCUUCAGCUGGUGACCUACACACCGGACACGAUAGCCGCCCAUCGAAAGAUGAGGGACGUGCUGGACCGCGAGCUGGGCGCUGCUCAGGUGGAGAAGCAGUCCUCCCAGUCCAUGCUGUCCUCCUUCCAGAUGCUGGGCCAGGACUUUGAGGCACUGGUUGACGAGUACACCUGCCUCCGUCACAAAAUCGACAACAAGAGCUGGGCCCUGAAGGAGUUCUCCCAGCACAGCCACUGAGGAGGCGCCUGGCUGCACUCCCACACCAGUGUUAAAGACUUUCACAGCCAGACACUCACUUCACACAUUUUUUUGUAAACAUAAUUUUGUUCUCUGAAGUAAAAUGUUUCAUUUCUGUUGUCUUGAUACACGUAACAGUACAUUUACCUAAAUAAACGUGUCAUGCAA
Molecule: messenger RNA, 1446 nt
Organism: Conger conger (European conger)
Lineage: Eukaryota; Metazoa; Chordata; Actinopteri; Anguilliformes; Congridae
Gene: haus4
Product: HAUS augmin-like complex, subunit 4
Exons: 10
Coding region: 169-1278 (369 amino acids)
Biological process (GO): centrosome cycle; spindle assembly
Cellular component (GO): HAUS complex
Molecular function (GO): microtubule minus-end binding
Source: RefSeq, a predicted model, not a curated record